This is a messenger RNA of Limanda limanda (common dab), 1103 nucleotides long. It is a transcript of the gene bet1, whose product is annotated as Bet1 golgi vesicular membrane trafficking protein. Gene Ontology annotation, cellular component: Golgi trans cisterna; SNARE complex. The record is from RefSeq and is a predicted model, not a curated record. Gene Ontology annotation, biological process: endoplasmic reticulum to Golgi vesicle-mediated transport; vesicle fusion with Golgi apparatus. The coding region runs from base 142 to 480 and encodes 112 amino acids. Lineage: Eukaryota; Metazoa; Chordata; Actinopteri; Pleuronectiformes; Pleuronectidae. The transcript has 4 exons. Gene Ontology annotation, molecular function: SNAP receptor activity.
UUGAGUGAAGUGUCACAACAGUGAACCUGGGACCUGUUAUCUGUCGGUUCCACGGAAUCAAACCUGGUUCAUCACACACCCACACACCCACUAACACACACACACACACACAGCGGACCGUGCUUACUAUAGCGGGUCAGGAUGAGACGAGCCAAUCUGGGUGAAGGAGGCCCCGGGUCUUAUGUGGCCAGCGGGUACAGUGUUCACGAAGAGGAGAACGAACACCUGCAGGAGGGACUGAGAGCCAAAGUCACCGCGCUGAAGAGUCUGACUAUCGACAUCGGAACGGAAGUCAAAUACCAGAAUAAAAUGCUGGACGAGAUGGACUCAGACUUUGACUCGACCGGCGGCCUGCUCGGUGCCACCAUAGGUAGAGUGAAGCGGCUGUCCAGAGGCAGUCAGACCAAGCUGCUGUGCUACAUGCUGCUCUUCUGCUGCUUCGUUUUCUUCGUCCUGUACUGUUUCAUCAAGCUGAGGUGAUCGGAGGAACCUCCUAGAGUCAGCCCUUUUGUACCUUCACAUCUCACUCCUCCCACAGUCGCUCCUGCGUCUCAAAACCAGACCAGGGUGAUGAUGAUGACGACGACAGGCAGGGGUUUACAAAUAAAGUGUUCAGCUUAACAGGGGGCCAGUGUCUGUGAGCAUUUCAUACAAAGACCCCAGAAUAGAGUCAAGAAAGGACAGAUGCUAUUUAAUGUCUUAAACAGUAAAACUAGUUUAGGAAGGUGAAACAGUCUGAGGUGAUUAAUGAUCACAUGUGUCACGUAUACCCUAAGUGGAUGAUACCAGUAUUUGUGUGUCCUAACAGCCCAAUUUACCCAAAGUGAGAAGAUGAGAAAACAUGAAACCUAAUAUAACUGGAGAAGAUACUGCGUCAGAAACCUUACAGCAACAGAUCUGUGGAAUUCAUUUUUCCACCACAACCUUUGCUGGGUCACUAAUAAUAACUAUUGUUCAUGAAAGUGCUAACGUUGUAGAAUGUUAAAAUAAACUGGUGUAUUUUUGAUUCAAGUCAAACAAUAAGCAACAAUGUCCUUCAUUACUGUUCUAAUGCUGUUGUAAAAAUAGUUUUUUUAAUGUAAAUAAAGACGUUUUAUGCAAUG